AUGGCUAUGAAAAGUGUCUCCUCGUCAGUUGUUGCGGAAGAAGCCAAAAAUGACAUGAGUUUUGUGUUUGCGCCUUUUGAAGUUAAAUUAGCGCGAAAAUUUACUGCACGUAUAACAGAGAAACUGGCUGAUGAUAUCUACUUGAUGAGAGAUACAGAACAACUUUCUAUUUUAUAUCAGUAUAUGGUACGUCCGAUAAAACGCUUGUCGCCGUCGAUGUAUCUUGCUAAUGCUCCUGGAGUAGCGUGCAUUGCUCGCGUUGCACGGCCAUUUAACUUACCUAGAGCAAGUCGUUGUCGUCUUUACAGAGCUUUGGCCAGUCAAUUCAAUACGGAAGAUGGGACGUGUUCAGCUUUCCUUGUCGAUUAUGGACAACACGUUGUUUGCGAUUCUUUUGCAAUAUACGAUCUUUGUGGGCAGCCAUCGGAUGUACUGAAAAUGCCAGUAGCAGCAUUCAAGUUUGGGAUCAAAGAACAAAAUCGAAACUUACAAAACUUGGAAGUCGAGAAGGAGUACGUUGUAUGCAUAGCAACAUUUGCUGUUGAUGGCAUUUAUUGGGGAAAGAUUGUGGAGGAAGCGCAACCUUCAGCAACGCAGAAGACUUGUGCUGCUGCUGCUAAUAUGGAAGAUAUCUAUUGUGAUUAUGUGAAAGUUAAGGGUACCAAUAUGGUCGUACCCUCGAUUGAACAAUCGAUUCAAAUUUCAAAAGAAAAAUUGAGAGAAAAAAACGAACGAUUGCAAGUUGAAAGGAAAUUGUUUGAGAUGAAAAAGUAG
Loa loa (African eye worm) is the source of this 774-nucleotide messenger RNA. RefSeq lists its product as hypothetical. The record is from RefSeq and is a predicted model, not a curated record. Lineage: Eukaryota; Metazoa; Nematoda; Chromadorea; Rhabditida; Onchocercidae. The transcript is spliced from 5 exons. The coding region runs from base 1 to 774 and encodes 257 amino acids.